Molecule: messenger RNA, 3355 nt
Organism: Medioppia subpectinata
Lineage: Eukaryota; Metazoa; Arthropoda; Arachnida; Sarcoptiformes; Oppiidae
Source: the annotation of a GenBank genome assembly
AUGCCAUUCGACUCGACGCUCAUCUCAUUAAUGGUUCACCGAAUCGGCAAUACUUUGCUUAUCGAUGAAUUCGAUUUAGCGAAUCAUCUGAUCCUCAAUGAGAGCAAACAGUGGUCAUGGCUUAAGAGGUUUGUCGACAAUAUGAUCGUGAAUUGUAAGCCAAACUCGAAGCCAAUGAUCACCAAAAAGAUUAAGACAAGGGAUGAGUUGCAGACGAAGAAUAUGUUGUGUAAAUUCUUACACUAUUCUGUCGAUGAAAACCUCAACCAAACGAAAGACUUAUCCAAAGAGUUAUCGAAAGAUAAGCUCCAAUUGUCGCCGAAAAAAGUGUCUCAAAACGAAAACAUUGAACACAACAACGAGAGGAAAGACUUUUAUUUCAGUCAUUAUAAUCAAGAGAGCCAUAUGUCGGAGAUUAUAGCCAAACAAUUGGAUGCCAUUGAAGACAACUCUGAGUCCACUUUUCCUGGAUUUUUGCGUAACGUUUUGUGGACUUUCGAAGACAUCCGGAUGUUAGUCGCCUCUAAUAUGCCUAUAUUUGGUGACUCACAUCACCCGGCGGUCAGCCUAAGACUCCAUGACAUGAAGAGACCAAUUAAUAUACUCACAGGACUUGACUACUGGUUGGAUAACCUAAUGUCUUCAGUGCCUGAAGUGAUGAUGUGUUACCAUUUGGAAGGAAUUGUUCAAAAAUAUGAACUCGUGAAAACAGAAGAAAUUCCUCAAAUGUCUUCUACAAAAGGGCCGCUAUUUUCACCAAAAGUGGUGCAAAAUGUGGCCCAAAAUAUUCUGUCGUUUUUGAAAUCGAAAGCAACCAAAUCUGGUCACACGUAUUGGCUGUUCAAAGGCAAACACGACGAUGUGGUCAAACUCUAUGAUCUGACCACUCUUUGUGUCGAUUAUAUAGAAGAGAGUGAUACCAAUCCGUUCGCAAUUCCAGUGGCAAUGCUUUUGUAUAGAGUGGCGAAGAAUAUGAAAGACAUUAAUCUGAAGCGCUCGCCCGCUAUUGACUCCAAAAUACAUAAGUUAUUAUCAAACUGUUUAUCACUAUUGGAUCCGUCGAAACAUUCGCAAAUUGUUUCGUCUGCUAAUUAUCUGCUAAGCGAUGUCUAUAUUCCUAAUGAUAUCGAUCCAACUCUUCUGCCAUCAGUUAAUGAUAACAAUAGUGGAAGCGAUGGCAGUGAAGGGGAUUACGAUUUUGAUGACAUCGAUUCCAGUGACGGGUCGAGUGAUGAUUCAACAGUUGCCACACUAGAAGUCAAUAAACUAAGUGUUGCCGACUCUUAUGCCAAUGAGAAGCAAAAGAAAUCCAAACAAUCCAACAGUGAAUUCGAUGCCGAAAACAGUUUGGAUUGGAGUGUGAAGUGUGAGAGAGCUCUCAAACACAUCAUUGAAGGACUGAAAUCAUUGUUUCACUCAAAUGUACAAAAACAAGAGGAAACCAUUUACAAGACCUCUAAAGAUGAGAACCAAAAGUAUGCGAAUCCCAAUAAAGCGAUUCCAUUGGAUUAUAGUUCGUUGAAUGAAAAGGACGACCAAAAUGGUUCGCUAUCUGGCAAAGAGUUGACUCAAGUAUCGCCGCAAGUGAUACCCAAUUGGAAGACAUGUCUGGAAGUAUGUCUUUUGCAAAAAGGCGCUCAAGUAUUCUGUAUAUUAUCGGAACUAUCGAACGCAAAGGGCAGUUGUCUUAAAGCACUCAAAUACAUCCGAAUGGGAGUCAUGUGCUAUGAAAUAGCACUCGAUAUCAUUGAGAAGAGCGAACAGAUUAAUUACUAUAAGGAACCCAUCGCUUGUUUACUCGCCCUCUGCGGUGAUAUUCAUGUAAAAGUACUCAACUCUUCGGUUCCCGCAAAUGAUUCGGACUGUGAUAACGAUAACAAGGAAUUGAAUGAUUUAUAUUUCAAUCAAUUGCCAGAAAUACUCGAAAAAUUCAGUGAAAAUAAGUUAAUAGAAGAGUUUCAUUGGGCUUAUAAUCCUGUGAUCAGUAGUGAGAAUAGUAUCGAACAGAGACUCAAAGUGUGUUAUCGAUGCUAUGAGGAAGCCUUGUAUCAAUUAAAUGAUAUUAAGCCCACAAAUAAAGCCAAGAAUGAGAAUAAUGCCCUUCAAGAGCGACUCAUGAAACGUUUGGGCUAUAUAUGCAACGAAUUGGCCAACUAUUACAUGAAUGAAUCUCUCAAACAUUUUAAUCACACCAUAAGCGAGGGCUCGACAGCUGAACAACAGCUGAAUGACAGUGAAGUGAGUCGUUUGGAAAGACUGACAAACAAGAGUCUCGUAUACUUUACAGAAGCGGUAGAAUUGUUUCGCAAAGUGGAGGACAGAGAGAAUAUAUCGUUAAUGUUGUCAAAUACGGGUCGUCUGAUGAGAACGUGUGCCCAUAUAUUCGCGCCCACAUUCAGACACAACAGUUCCGAUGAGUUCUCAGCCAAAGAAAGACAAUUCUAUGUCAAAGCUAUUGAUUACUAUAAAUCGGCGCUUAAAGAGUUGGGCACCGAAUCGCAGAAGAAAUAUAUGGCUGUUUCCGAUAAUAUCAAUUGGGAAUUGAGUACAACUCUGUACACUAUUGGAUGCCUUAUACAAGACUUCGCUCCCCUCUCGACCUCUGCCUUUGAAUCGGUUGAGAAAGAGAUCAGUAAAUACUUUGUGGAAGCACUGGAUUUUUGUGAAAACGGCCAAAAACGUGACACUUCUAGGAAUGUGUUAUACCAGUACAGGAACGCCACUAUUAGCCAUCGGUUGGCAUCUCUUUAUCACAACUCAUACAGAAAUAUGAGCGAAGAAACCGAGAGAAGAAAACAGGUGUACAAUCAGUCCAACAGUUAUUACGAAAAGUCGCGUCUUAUGUAUCGAUUGCUUAACGAUAAGGAAGAGUACGUUAGGGUGUGUUUGGAACAGAUAGGUCUUCACGAACGCAAUUUGGCUCAACUCAAUGGAUUCGCCUCUAAAGUCAAGUGUCUUCAUCUCAUUCUCUCCAUUAUAUUAACCAUUCAUGACAUGGACUUCACGGACACCGAAACAGAAGAAGACAAAGAAAAGAUCGACAAAUUGUUGCAAUUGUUGAGCACACGGAUCGGUCUCUCCAUUAAAGCACUCAUCAAAUGCUAUUCAAACAAAGCGUCAAAAUAUAAGGAUUUGAUUCAGAAAUGGACACAAAUUGACGAAUUUAUUGGCAAAACAAACGCUUCUAAACGGACCACAGUUUAUGAUAAACUCAACAAAAUUUGCGUUAAAAUUAUUUCAUCCAAACUCUUGGAAACGAGUCCUCAAAAAUAAAAAUUCAUUUUUUGCCAUAAAAUCUCGCACUUUAUCAGAAAAUUGUAAUAUAUUUCACAUAAAUUAACAUAUUUUGUAUAUA